This is a messenger RNA of Chroicocephalus ridibundus (black-headed gull), 2717 nucleotides long. RefSeq names its product clathrin light chain A (gene CLTA). The coding region runs from base 85 to 810 and encodes 241 amino acids. Lineage: Eukaryota; Metazoa; Chordata; Aves; Charadriiformes; Laridae. Gene Ontology annotation, cellular component: synaptic vesicle membrane; postsynaptic endocytic zone cytoplasmic component; plasma membrane. The transcript is spliced from 7 exons. Gene Ontology annotation, molecular function: clathrin heavy chain binding; structural molecule activity. Gene Ontology annotation, biological process: clathrin-dependent endocytosis; intracellular protein transport. The record is from RefSeq and is a predicted model, not a curated record.
CCUUCCGCACUGGUUUCUAGCGCAGGCGCAGGCGCGGAAGCUGCAGCCGCUCCCGCCCCGGUGCCUCCGCCGCUUCUCGCGCUCAUGGACAACAUGGAGCUCUUCGGUGAGCAGCAGAAGCCGGCGGACUCUGCCGGCGAUAACGGGCCGCUGGGCGACAUCGACGAGGAUCCUGCCGCCGCUUUCCUGGCGCAGCAAGAGAACGAGAUCGCGGGCAUCGAGAACGACGAGGGCUACGACAUCCUGGAGGGCGGCGAGGUGCCCGACGGCCUCGACCUGGAUGCUGUUGGUGGAGUGGUUAAUGGAGAUGUCUAUCAGGAGAGUAAUGGUCCAACAAACUCCCCUGCUGCCAUAUCCCAAGUAGAUCGACUGCAGUCAGAACCAGAGAGUAUUCGUAAGUGGAGAGAGGAGCAAAAGGAACGCCUGGAGCAACUUGAUGCAAACUCACGAAAGCAGGAAGCAGAAUGGAAAGAGAAAGCAAUAAAGGAGUUGGAGGAGUGGUAUGCAAGGCAAGAUGAAAAGCUCCAGAAAACAAAAGCCAGCAACAGGGUGGCAGAUGAAGCUUUCUACAAACAACCCUUCGCUGACGUGAUUGGUUAUGUCACAAACAUAAAUCAUCCUUGCUACAGCCUAGAACAGGCAGCUGAAGAAGCCUUUGUGAAUGAUGCAGAAGACGUUUUUCCGGGCACUGAGUGGGAACGUGUGGCUCAGCUCUGUGACUUUAAUCCCAAGUCUAGUAAGCAGGCAAAAGAUCUGUCCCGCAUGCGUUCAGUCCUCAUCUCGCUCAAGCAGGCUCCGCUGGUUCGCUGAAGGAAAGCACAAUGGAAACACUACAAAUGCAAUAUCUUAACCUUACUCAGAGAAGCUAUGUUUGCAGUAAUUGGAUUAAUUGUUUCAAUGUUUUUUUGGACCAAACCUCAUGAUGUAUCUAGAGCUGAUGGUUGUUUGAUUGCAUGUUCCUCCUGAUGUUUCCUUUCUGUGUCUGAAAUGGGAGAACCUCCAAAACUGUAGCCUCUGUGCUGUUGUGCACUGAGAUGUCACUUCCCACAUUACUGAUAUUAAAGAUUUGUUAAACAGCAAAAUGUGUUGACUUUGGAUGAAUUAAGGUCACCUGUUCCCUUUCAACAGGGAAUGUUUGAAUUGAGUGUGAGGAAAAUGUUUCCUGUAAUUGCUAGUGAUUUCACCUUGCUGGUGACUAACGAGCCAGUAGUGCUCCUGGUCUCUGAGAGGCUGUCCUGCUUGUCUAUAAGCUUUCUUAAAGCUCUUGAGAGCUUUAGUUUAAAAACUGCUUCCCUGUACAAUUUAUCACAUAAGAUAGAAGGUCUAGGAAACUGGAGCAGCAGGCUUGUUAAGGAGCUUAUCUCACUUCUAGUGGAACUGAGGACACUGCCUUCUGCAGGUAAGCACUUCUGUGUAGCACUGCUGUUGCACCAGCUGCAGAUCUUGGGCUAAAAAUACAGUACAGGGCACUGAGUAGUUAAAGCCCGUGAUAUUCGCUGCAUAUUCUACUCUGCCAUGUAUUCAACACUGGCUUUAUGUGCAAAGUCCUGUUUUGUAGAGGCUGUUUGGAUGUUUUUGAACUGUAUCCUUGUCCUCACUGGCUCUUGCAGACACUUUCUCCUACCAGGGUGGUGAACUGGAGGUUUGGAGAGCAAGAGACAGGAAGACUUGCUCUUACUGCUGCUCAUCUACUGGGCUGGAGCUCUGUCUGCCAAGGUGGUUGGAUUUAAAACAAACUGAUUCAGAAAAUCUCUGUUCUGCUGCUUCCUUGGCUCUCUCAUCUCACCCAGCAUUCACAGGGGGCUGUGUUCUAGCCUUGCUCUGGUAAGACUUACCUUAGCUGUCUGUCUUCUAAGAAUAGUCUAGUCAGUCUCAUACAUUAUCUCACCAUUUUUAUCAAAGGUACAGUAGCUUAACUAGUGUGUAGCAGAAUUGCUGUAAUACAAACUAUAUACAAGCUGGAAGGUUAGUCCAGCCAGUUUGAAGAGGGCUGCAGUUGCAGAUGAAAACUUAGUAAGAUUCAGGGAGUAGCUGCACAGCAACUGUCUUACUAGCAGCUGUGUCCCUUUGGUGGAUAAGGCACUGAAUAAAUGGUUGCCAGUUGGGCUUCAAUAGUUAAGCUGUACCUUACUGUUGUCUGUAGUGACUGGAGCUGUUCUCAUGUUUGCAAGCGUAUUCACAAGGUAAAGUGUGAUGUGUGAAGAGGGGAUGAAAAUGAUACUAGACUGCAUGUCUGGAAGCUUGAUUCUGCGGAAGAUUGAAGCAGGAACGUAUUUUCUGAAACUGCACGGGGGUACCACAGGUAUCUUCUACUAACCCCGAAGCUCUACAAACACAGGCUACUAAAAUGGUCAUUUAAUAAAGAAAAGUCCACUGUAUUAAAUAUACAAUGUUUAAAGUGUUAAUUUGAAUUUCCUGUAACUGGAAUGUUCAGCAAAUUAGAGGCGUUCCUGCACACUGAGUUAUGGAACUGAUUAAUCACUGUGUUGACUUGUCUUAGUGCUAAGGGCAUGGUUUCCAGCUGCAAUCCAAGAAAAUGGACGAAGAUUCAAUGUUACAGAAGUUAAAACAGUGUUUUAUAUGCUGGGUUUGCAGGGGCUAACAGUGUGUCUGCAGUUUUUUUGUGUGUACACUGUCUAGCUGGAACACUUAACAAGCAGCUCUGUGGGUUUUGGUUACCUCCUCUAGCUCUUGUGCUGAAAUUUUGUAGAUUCUCU